This is a messenger RNA of Talaromyces rugulosus, 1524 nucleotides long. RefSeq lists its product as uncharacterized. The transcript has 3 exons. Gene Ontology annotation, molecular function: FAD binding. Bases 1 to 1524 code for a protein of 507 amino acids. The record is from RefSeq and is a predicted model, not a curated record. Lineage: Eukaryota; Fungi; Ascomycota; Eurotiomycetes; Eurotiales; Trichocomaceae.
AUGAGCUCGACUACUACUACUACAGUGACUACACAUGGCGAGACGACAGGCAUUCCCCCUUGCAACGAAAUCAUCCAGACGCUUGUCGAGGCCGGCCUCGGCCACCGACUCCUCUUGCCCACCAAUUCAGCCUACGAGUCUCGCAUUGAGAGUUGGUGGGCGCUGAACAGCCGGUUGCAUCCAUGGUGCAUCGUGCAGCCACACAAUGCAGAGGAAGUCUCCACGAUACUGAAAGCCCUGCUCAAGACCGGCAGCGACAGCAACAACAGCAACAAUGGCGAAUGGCACAUAGCGGUGCGGUCAGGCGGGCAUGGUCCACGCUACACAAACAAUAUCGACAACGGGGUGACCAUUGACCUAGCACACAUGAACCAGGCCAGCUACAACCGCGAGACCAACAUUGCCAGCAUCGGAGCUGGUGGUAGAUGGGCGACUGUGCUUGCCGAGCUGCAAAAGGAAGACGUGUUUGUACCCGGUGGGCGCGAUGGCAGCGUGGGCGUGGGCGGGUUCUUGCUCGGCGGCGGAUUGAAUUACUUCAUGGGUCGGCAGGGGCUAGGCUGCGACUCUAUCAAGAAUUUCGAAGUGGUGCUUGCCAGUGGCAAGAUUGUGAAUGCAAACGCACAAGAAAAUUCAGACCUGUGGAGGGCGCUCAGGGGCGGCGGGAGUAAUUUCGGGAUUGUCACUCGGUUUGAUAUGGACGCACUGCCGUCAAGAAAUAUAUCGUAUGGACUGAGGAUGAUGAGCUCGGAUUAUACCUCUGAAUUCGUCGAUGCGGUUGUUCACUUUACCGACCAUUUCCAUGAGCAUGACGGAGAUGCGUUGGUGCCGUGGGUGAUGCACACCAGCAGACUCGCCCAUGUUGGCGUUGUGGCGGCUGCGAUAUACGUUAAUACUGAGGGGGACGAGAACAGCACUGCUUUUGACAGGAUAAAGCAGAUUCCGAAUAUUCAUCCCGACAGGACUUUUACGGAUAGCUAUGCCGUGGCUGCCGAGAGAUCGCAGAUGGCCGGUGGCGCGUGGACUACAAACGCAACGUUGACAUUCAAAAACGACAAACAGAUCAUCACCCGGGUCGUCGACCUGCACAGCCAAUUCGUCCAGACGCUGAUGCACGCUCUGGGCGGCGAGAAUUUCGACUCCAUGUCAUUUCUGCAGCCCCUGCCGGGGUUUAUCGGCGAUAUUUCCAACAAAAAGGGAGGAAAUGUGCUGGGACUGGAAACCAGACACAACAUGAUCAUGUGGACCGGCGGAAUCUUGGUCAAAACUAACCAAAAUGACUAUGAUAUGGCGCAUGGCAAGUUGAUGGCUCUGAUGGCGGAUAUCAAGAGCUAUGCGGCGUCGGUGGAUGGUGAGGGACGACUGAAAUAUAUGAAUUAUGCAGACCCAUCGCAGGACUGUCUGGGCAGCUAUGGAGAGGAGAAUGUCGAGUUUAUCAGGCAGGUGGCUGCCAGGUAUGAUCCCACUGCGGUGUUUCAAAAGCUCGUCCCUGGGGGGUGGAAGAUCUCACGAGUGGGUGUGGAGUGA